Molecule: messenger RNA, 1564 nt
Organism: Melanotaenia boesemani (Boeseman's rainbowfish)
Lineage: Eukaryota; Metazoa; Chordata; Actinopteri; Atheriniformes; Melanotaeniidae
Gene: pttg1ipb
Product: PTTG1 interacting protein b
Exons: 8
Coding region: 368-892 (174 amino acids)
Biological process (GO): protein import into nucleus
Cellular component (GO): nucleus; cytoplasm
Source: RefSeq, a predicted model, not a curated record
CAUGAAUGUUAGGCUGAUUUGAGUCUCUACAUUCUCGCUAGGAGUGUGAGUCUGAAUGAAUGUUUGUCUUGGUUCUGUGAUGGACUACAAACUCCCCCGCGACCAUGCAUUUAAAUAAUUCGUUGCAUCGAGAAAACGCCAUUAAGAAGAAGAGGAAGCAGGAAAAAAAGACCGCUCUCUCGUAUAAUCAUUUUUUUUUUAUACCACAAAGCUUUAUUAUGAGUAAGAUGUGUCACACGGCAUCUGUUUCCUGACACCAGCGUCAGGAGUUAAUGACGUCAUCACCCGUAAACUAGAGGUCCAGCCUUCAGCUUGACUCCUCGCAAAUCUUGUCUUAACGCAGUUGAGGGUUAUCAUUCGCACCAUCAUGCCCAGGUUUUUCACCUUAGUUUUUCCUAUAAUUUUUUACUUAGCUCUCAUAUCUACGACCCAAGCGCAGACUCCGACCCCGUCUCCACCUCCGGUUCCGUGUGACCUGAAAUCCAACACCAGCUGUGCUGACUGCUUGCAGAAUGUCGCUUGUUUGUGGUGCAUCCCAACAAAACAAUGCAUUGACUACCCAGUAAAGAAUAUCCUGCCCCCCAGCAGUGUUUGUCCCCUGAAUGAUGCACGCUGGGGGGUAUGUUGGGUCAACUUCCAGGUAUUGAUCAUCACCAUGUCAGUUCUGGCUGGUAUCAUCAUCAUUGCUAUUCUUGUUUGCUGCAUCUGCUGCUGCAAAUGUGAAAGAAUUGGGAACAAGAGAGAAGAUGCACAAGUGGAACAACAAAGCAGAGCGAGAAAGGCUCGUCAGAAAGCGAGGAGAACAGAGAUGCAGCUAAGGCAUGAUGAAAUAAGACAGAAAUAUGUGGUCAAACAGAAACAAAAUGAAAAAUCAUGUAGGACAAAGACAUGAUAGAUGAGGUAAAGAGAAUGAAAUCUGAACAGGUCUGGCAAAGGAGAAUCCAUAUUCUCGUAUGGAUGAUCAUUAAGAAGAAUCUUAGUGAUGACUUCAAUGAUCUGACUGGUGCCAGUAACAAGAUACAGCACACAAGUAUCUUAUGAUCAACUGUGAUGGUCUGGAUUGAUUUGAGUUUGACACUAUUUGAAAAACACUUUAUUAACCUAAUGUUUAAGUUUUAUAGGCAAAUGGUGCUCUAAAUGGUGUUUAAAAAGUAAUAAUGUUAAUAUCUUGACUGGAUUUAAAUGAUUUUUAAGCUAACGCGGUUUUCCAAAAGCAGUGGAAAAGGUAAGGAGAAACCUAUGAAAGUGUCAAAACCCAAGAUAAGUAGAAAUUCCUGUUGUAUUUUGCACAAAAUGCUGUUUUGUAGUAUGUAACGAAGUCCAGAGCUGAUUUAUGCUUGCAGGGUUUCUUUUGUAAUAUGCCGUUUUACUUUACAGCUCAUAUCAAAAUUUCAACUUUUAAUUUUUUUUAAAAAAAUGUAAAAGAAUUGAUUUUUUUUUUUUUUUUUGUUAAUUAAUUAAACUUAAUUGGUUAAAAUAAAUCAGUGUUGUAGAAUAUAUCUGAAUUAAGUUUUGUUUGUUUGUCCCCCAUUAAAAAGUAGUUGUGAUCUUAAAUUUGAUUUGG